Puccinia graminis f. sp. tritici CRL 75-36-700-3 is the source of this 870-nucleotide messenger RNA. RefSeq lists its product as uncharacterized. Lineage: Eukaryota; Fungi; Basidiomycota; Pucciniomycetes; Pucciniales; Pucciniaceae. The coding region runs from base 1 to 870 and encodes 289 amino acids. The record is from RefSeq and is a predicted model, not a curated record. The transcript is spliced from 2 exons.
AUGGCAGACGCAGGUGCAGGAUCAUCUGAUGGAAAAAUGGUGAAGAUCAAGCCGCAGGAUAAGUCAUUGGGAUUCGAUGGGAACAAUGUCGAGAGAUUCUUGUCUGACUAUCAGCUGGCGGCGAGGUUGGAUGGUGCAUCCGAUAGUGAUAUGGCCCAGCAAGUUCGGUUCUUUGUGCGUGGCGAGGAAGUUAAGGAUGUGCUCGAAACGUUGGAUGGCUUUGAACCCCCAAACUGGGCACUGCUAAAGGCGGCAAUGCUGGCCCAUUGGGGAAAGGUGGAUAUCGCAAAGUUCACAACCCAAGAUUUAGAGUCGUUAGUGCAGGAGUGGAUCGACAAGGGAGGAGUGUCUUCAUUAGUCAAUUAUCAGGACUUUAGGAAAGGGUGGGAGCCCAUUCGGUCUUAUCUCCUUAGAAAGGCCCACAUCGACUUGUUGGAGGAGAUUCGAACAUUGUUUUAUCACUCGUUUUCAACGGCGGUGCAAGAGAGGAUUCGGGAUCAGCUUAUCAAAGACAAGACAAUGAUCACGACGUUAGACAACCGCUUCAAACUUCCUGCCUUUGACGUUCUAAAGAAGGCUGUAGACGAGGUUAUGAAGGGUCAGACUGCAUUAACUUUUGAGGAUUCUAGAUCUUCCAAUCCUGUCUUGACGUCACUGUUUAAGCAAUCCAACAACAUAAUGAGUAAGAUGGAGACAGAUCGACGACCAAAGGAGGCCCCUGUUUCAGCAAAGGCACCGGCCACCGUUGACGAAAUUUCGAAGAUGCUCCAGUCAUUUGAGCAAAGGCUCGAGAAGAAGUUUUCCGCAAGCGCUGUACCUCCUUCUUCCUUUCAUUCCAUUCGACUCGUGCACGCCCGAUCCGACAUGUAG